Molecule: messenger RNA, 1279 nt
Organism: Camellia sinensis
Lineage: Eukaryota; Viridiplantae; Streptophyta; Magnoliopsida; Ericales; Theaceae
Product: transmembrane epididymal protein (DUF716)
Source: RefSeq, a predicted model, not a curated record
AUGAGCAUCGCAACCAAAACACCCCCUUGGUCACUGAAACUAAAGCUUCUUCAAUGGGCACAUUUGUGGGGCAUAUACUACCUGGUUUGGCCAUGGUUCUUCUUGGCUUAUGGCACACCAUCAACACAAUCAAUGACUACUAUCUCAAAGGCUCUCCAAACUUUGUUUCAACUUUCUGGUACCCAUUCAAGUGCCCUCUUUCCAAACUCAAACACUUGGAACUCCUGCUCAUCCUAUCUUUCUCCAUCUUUGCCAUUUGCAUGGAAGUCUUAGACUACCCUUUCUUCUGUUUCUCCUUCAAGCUCGACAAUUUUGAGCACGCAACAAUGUUCCUCCACCUAGCCAUAUUUGCAGGAUUUACCCUCUGUGCCGAGUUAACUCAUUCAUCUGAUAUCCUCUCCGGGGUCUCUGGAGUCCUGGCUGCCUCUGUUUUUGGUCAAGAGCUUUUCCUACUUCACUAUCACUCGGCCGAUCAUGUUGGCCUCGAAGGCCAUUACCAUUGGCUUUUGCAGCUCAUAGUGUUUGUCUCCCUCGUGGCCUCUGUGUCUUCAACUAGUUUCCCUACCAGUUUCCCUGCAGCACUUGUUCUCACGAUUUCAGUUGUUUUCCAAGGUUUCUGGUUCAUUAACAUGGGAUUUAUUUUAUGGGUUCCAGAGUUUAUUCCACGGGGAUGCGUUGUUGCGCGGUUGGGUGAUGCUGGCACUGACAAUAUGCAGGGGGCAGUCAUGUGUCAGACGCAAGAGGCCAGUGUGAGGGCGAUGGCACUGGCCAACAUGCAAUUCAGUUGGAUACUUGCUGGGAUUAUGAUUUUCACAUCAUGUGUUUGCUUAAAAUUUGGUAGGAACUCUAAGCCAAGAGGCCAGUCAAGUGAAUAUGAGCAACUUCAUAGCAAAGGUGGAAGUGUCUCUGUUGCCAUUACUGGCUUCAAGCAAGCUAAUCCAUGAAAUAUUGCAGUAUAUGUAUAUAAUGUUUCUAUCUUAUAUCUAAAUGGACUAAAUUGUAUCUGAACUUGUGUGAGUCUUGGUAGUAGGAUUAGAUUGCUGGAUAUGCUGUUAUUUUUCAGCUUCUUAGAACAAGUACUUGUGAGCUGGUGUGACCAACCCAACCUGGGCUUGUUCGUUUGCUUCUUAACAAUUGUAGAGCAUGGAAGAGAAAGAGACUAUUCCUCUUGGUGGUUUUUGACUCUUUUGAAAACCAUGAAAUUUGUGGCUGCCAUGAGGACACGUGUCUCCACUAUAAUAAUGAAAAGCAUCUCUCGUGGAAUAAUUAUUUUGUUUUA